Molecule: messenger RNA, 771 nt
Organism: Trypanosoma theileri
Lineage: Eukaryota; Euglenozoa; Kinetoplastea; Trypanosomatida; Trypanosomatidae
Product: TPR protein
Exons: 1
Coding region: 1-771 (256 amino acids)
Molecular function (GO): protein binding
Source: RefSeq, a predicted model, not a curated record
AUGUCUAUUGUAGAGGAACUGCCAUCAGAUGAGGAGUUGACAGUUCAACCAGAUCCUAAAGUUGUUGCAGAUACUGUGAGAAGUGUAGAUGUGGUGGAGUGUGAACGUUUAAAAAAGGAUGGGAAUGAAUUAUUCGGGAAAGGUUACGUGGAGGAAGCCCUGCAACUGUACCGUGAGGCCAUUAAGGUAGCACCCAUCAAACCACUGCGACAACAGAAGCAACGGAGACAAGGAGAAGAAGAAGAACAUCAACAAGACACACCGGCUGCAUCCUCAGGAAUAGAUUCCUCCCUUCCGAAUAGCAGCAACAGUAAGAAAGAUGAUGAACAGGAGGAACUCGAUAAGGCAGAGGAUGAUGGUGUAGAUUAUACCCUCACCUCACAGGUGUUCUGUAAUGCUGGGUUGUGCUUGUCGAAACUUGAAUUGUAUGAGGAAGCUGUGGAAAACUUAUCAGAAGCCAUACGUCAUAAUAAACAGUAUGUAAAGGCAUAUAUUCGUCGUGCAGAGUGUUAUUAUGCUCUUGAAAAAUGGUCUAACGCGUAUGGUGACUAUGAAGAGUAUGAGAAACUUGGUGGCACAUUAGACAGUGAAAGUCGAUCACACAAGGCGAGUGCGAAGGCCAAGGUGGAUGAGGAAAUGCAGAAAAUGCUGGGCGAUUUAAAGAAUUUAGGAAAUCGUUUUCUGGGCUAUUUUGGACUCUCUACUGACAAUUUCAAAUUUGAUAAGGAUCCCCAAACUGGAGGUUAUUCAAUGCGAUUUGAGAAUUCAUGA